AAAUGUCUGGAGCCACUCACUUCCGGUUUCUCGUAAAGUUUGGGGCAAAAAAACUCCAGCGCUAUAAAAAUGUCAGCAAUUGCUGGCGAAUUGUUAAAACGGGACGAAGAUGAAGAAUUCAAGACCUUCGUACUUUUAUACUACAACGCAUUGCAAGGGUCAGGAAUACCAGAAACUUACUGGAGGAGCCUACACCAUAAAAUCACCAACGAGGCUUUUGAUGCUGGGGAUGUGUUUGGAAUUAUCCAAAUGCAAGAAAAUGAUGGUGGUGGAAUAAAGCGCGAGUGCGUGGAUGAGGACAAGCCUGGAACAAGGAUACGCUCCAGAGUGAUUGUUACUUGCGAGAGUGGCCUGCAAGCUUCACAACCGACAAGUAUUUUCUUGGUGGACCAUGCUUGGACAUAUCGUGUUGAGCAUGCUCGUCAGCAGUUGGAGCAGAUUCCUGGGCUGUUGCCCCGAAUGGCCUCCCUCAUGGGGUUGGACUUGAGUGGGAAGAAUAGCGAUGCUGAUAAAGUGGAGUUGGUGAUGGAGCACAUGUGGCUGUACAACCAGACCUAUCAACUUUCCCAAGGGUCUGCGGAGGAGAAGAUUCCAGUGUGGUACAUCAUGGACGAGUUUGGUUCUCAAGUACGUCACUCUGACCAGCCCAGCUGUGGCAUGGCUCCCUUCUUCUUUGUUGAAGCCCACGCGGCCUACACUGUACUCUGGCCUCUCAGAGACCUGCAAGAGGGAGAUGAAAUAACCCGUGACUUUGCAUAUGGUGAGUCAGACCCUCUGGUCAGGCAGUGCCGUUUGUUACCAUGGAUACCUGCUGAUCUACAAGGGGUAUGUGAAAAAACCACAGAGCCAGCAGAUUCAUAUUAUGAGGCUGUUUUGAAGGAAAACAAAGAGCAACUUCCUCUGGAAAUUCAUCCCUCCACACUACCCCAGGGCAGAAUACUUAAAGUGUACUCUGAAAUGUCACAAGUGAUUAACAACUUGACGGAUUCACGUUUCCAGCUGACGGAGAAUGAGGAGGAGGCGGAUAUCGUUUGGAGCUACAACCACAUCAAAGACUUCAGGAAGCUCAGCGUGGAGCGACCUCAUGUCAUGAUUAACCAGUUUCCCUGUGAGAACCUCAUCACUGUGAAAGAUUGCCUCGCUGCCGUGGCCCGCAGAGUGAAGGAUGGUUCAGAUGUGAUACCGAAGACCUUCAACCUCCAGACAGAGCUUCCACAGUUCAUAAGGCACUAUCAAGAGAGACAACAGAGGGGACAAGAUAACCACUGGAUAUGUAAGCCCUGGAAUUUGGCACGUGGGAUGGACAUACACGUCACCAACAAUCUGAACUACAUAAUCCGACAGAGAGAGAGUACACCAAAGGUUGUGUGUAAAUACAUUGAGGACCCAGUGCUGUUCGAGAGGGAGGACGUUGGACUGGUGAAGUUUGACAUCCGCUACAUGUUGAUGUUGCGCUCUGUGAACCCUCUGCGCCUCUACGCCUACAAUGUCUUCUGGUUGCGCUUUGCGAAUAGACCUUUCUCUCUGGACCAUUUUGAUGACUACCAGAAACACUUUACUGUCAUGAACUAUACAGAGGGUGUGGAGCUAAAGCAGGUUCACUAUGAUGAGUUCAUCCCCAUGUUUGAAAAACAGUACCCCCAGUAUCCAUGGAAGGAAGUGGAAGCUCAGUUGUUUAAAGCGUUCAAGAGGCUCUUCCAGGCUUCUUCAUCUCGACCUGCCCCAUAUGGUAUUUGCCCGUACCCGUCUUCCCGAGCAAUCUAUGCCGUAGACCUCAUGCUGAAGUGGGGAACGGAGGACAAUGCAGGUGAGCGUGUCAUGAUCCCUCAGAUUCUGGAGUUCAACUUCAGCCCAGACUGCGCCCGAGCCUGCCUCUACCACCCAGACUUCUACAACCACAUGUUCCAGACACUGUUUUUGGACCAGCCUGACGACUGCCCUGUUACACAGAUUGCGUGAUAAUUUCCUACAGCUCAUAAUCAAUAUUUCUGCCCUCUCCGUCUACCUUCUACCAACUUCUCGUUUUCCUUAUCUUUGUUUGUUUCUUUGUGUUUUGGGAAAAUAAACCUACAGAUGAGGGUUGUUAAAAGUAUUCCAUUGGUGCUAUCGAAGUUAAACUUUGUAAGCUAGUUUGACUGAAUUGCAGUUGACUUUACAUCAUGUUAUUGUCCCAGAUAGUUUGACACUAGUUACUGAAGGUCUGGACUGGCCCGCCAUCUAAAACAGUCUGAACCUCUUGCGUUCCACUUGUGGUCGCCUACAAGAUAUUUUUAUUGUAUUUUUUUACAAUUAUUAUUAUUAAAAAAAAUUUAAAAUAAAAAUAAUUAAAAUAAUCGGUCACCACCAGUUGCUCUGUCAAUAAGGAUUGCCUGUACUAUGAAUGCUGAACAUUUUAAAUCAUCAAAAAACAUAUUGAAAAUAAGACUGACUGUUUCAGCGUGGGAUACAUUGGCCCAUAUUAAAAAAAAUGGUGAAUUUGA
Phyllopteryx taeniolatus (common seadragon) is the source of this 2480-nucleotide messenger RNA. RefSeq names its product tubulin tyrosine ligase-like family, member 12 (gene ttll12). The record is from RefSeq and is a predicted model, not a curated record. Bases 70 to 1959 code for a protein of 629 amino acids. NCBI's taxonomy places the organism in Eukaryota, Metazoa, Chordata, Actinopteri, Syngnathiformes, Syngnathidae. Gene Ontology annotation, biological process: protein modification process. The transcript is spliced from 14 exons.